AUGUUAUUAAAUAAUGUCUCCAAAAUGGGAAAUUUGCAGUCAUUCGUGAAUAUGUCAUCGAAGGAUGGUACUGAAAAGAUGGUGAAACCACUCAAGGGUCAAAUAGCCAUAGUGACGGGUGCAUCACGAGGCGUUGGUAAAGGUAUAGCCGUUCAGUUGGGUGAAGCCGGUGCCACGGUCUACGUUACCGGUCGUGAACCAUCCAAAUCUUUUUCGUUCAAAGAGAAGGAUCUACCGUCUUUGACUCAAACCGCCCAAGAUCACAACGAUGUUAAGAAGCUCUUCGAUAGAGUAGCGGCUGAACAAAAUCAAAAACUUGAUGUGCUCGUGAAUGCAGCGUAUUCAGGAACGCCGAAUCUGAUGGAAGAAGGCGGAAAGAAGUUCUAUGAAUGUGAUCCGUUGUUAUGGGACGAUAUGAAUAAUGUCGGAUUACGUAACGUUUACAUUUGCUCGGUUCAUGCCGCACGCCUGAUGGUGCCACACAAAAGUGGACUCAUUGUGAAUAUCAGUUCAGCUGGUGGCCUUCAGUACUUCUUCAAUGUUGCUUACGGAGUCGGCAAAGCAGCGGUAUUGUUUUUAAAAUUGAUUUUCCCAUUUCUAUUUUUAUUAUCUUACGAAAUAUUUUUCGCAUCUGAAAAUCAUAUGAAUUUUAUUGCGAUAAUGGAACUUCAGAUUGAUCGUAUGGGUGCUGAUAUGGCUUUUGAGUUGAAGCCGCAUCACGUGAGUGUGAUAUCACUUUGGCCUGGCACCGUUAAGACUGAAAUGUCCGAAAAGCUUAUCUCAUCCGGGAAGUUCUCCGAAAUUACAGGUCUUUCCCAGGAUUUCGCUGAAAGGUCAUUAGAGAACGGUGAAACGCCAGAAUUCGCUGGACGAGCUGUCGUGGGCCUUGCAUCCGAUUCGAACGUUCUGAAAAAGAGUGGUCGUAUUCAACUGACCGGUGAUUUGAGUCGGGAAUAUGGCUUUGUCGAUAUUGACGGAAGGUCUCCAGCAAAUAUGCGUAGCGUGAAUGCAGCACUAGAUUUCUUCGGUUGGUCGAACACAGCAAAACUUGUGCCGAGCUGCUUUAAGGUUCCAUCAUGGGCACUUCAUUUGUCAUCGUACAAGUUCUGA
Anisakis simplex (herring worm) is the source of this 1110-nucleotide messenger RNA. Lineage: Eukaryota; Metazoa; Nematoda; Chromadorea; Rhabditida; Anisakidae. The record is from the annotation of a GenBank genome assembly.